AUGGACGAGAACGGCAAGCCACGCCCCAUUCGAGGAUCACCCUUCCGGCCAACCCUGACCAAGAUGGCCCGGAAUCGCGCCAACGAGUACUCAGGGCCGGUGGUGACUGCUUGGCUGGGCUCCACUUUGAAGAGUCUGGACGAGCCCCUUGGACGGAGCGAUCGGACGCGACAAACCGGGUUCUACCAGACGACCAACACGGGGCAUCAAACCAAGCUGAAGGAAGGGGAUGUCAUGAACUUGAUCAAAGUCAUGAACCACAUCAAGGACAUGUACGACCAGGAGGACACACUGAUCCUGAGACAGGAUGAGGUUGUAGAGACCUUGGCCCAGUUGGAGCGCGAAGGUUUGCCCAGCGACAAGCAGCUCAAACAGCUCAAGAAGAUCGGUGCUAACUUGGUGCAGCUGAAACAGGACAUUGUGGCCAAGGAAAAGGAGAUCCAGCCCAUGGUUCAGAAGGAGAGCGAAUUCUACAAGAAGGCCAUUGGGGACUUUGAAAAUGAGCUCAAGACCUACCAGGGUGGUCUGAAGAAAGAGGCCUACUACUUCUACAAGAGUGGCUUGGAGUUGGCUCAGAAGCGGCUCUCCGAUGUCACCACCGAUCUGGACAACUUCGACAAACGCAUGGACGACCUGCUGCACAUUGCCACCAACUUUAACUACCCCGAGGAGUUGAACAACUCCAAGAAGAUCAUGCAGGCCAUGCGCGAAGAUGUGGCCAACUGCAAGGGUCUUUGGGAGUUUGAAGUGCAGCGCAUCAAGAUCACAGAAGGUUUCCUGGUGGUCCGUUGGGGCCAAGUGGUCGCUGGAGACAUGGAGGAUGAGAUCAAGGCGCUCUUCAAAAAGCUCAAAGAGGUGAAGGUGGACCGCAAGUGCGAUGCUUUCGUUGGAGUUCAGGAGGGUCCGACGAGCGGAUUCACGCGAGCGCUGAUUGCGCUGUUGGGUGACGUCGUCAAGAAGUGGACGGUCUUCUGCCCGUUGGUCGGCGAGCUGCGCGAUCCGGCCAUGCGCCAGCGCCACUGGGCGCAGCUGAUGGAUCAGUGCGGCAAGUCGAUCACGGUAACCCCAGACAUUCUGCUGCGGGAUAUGUGGAACUUGGAGCUGCACAAGAACCCCGACUUCGUGGAGGAUACCGCCGACCAGGCCAAGCAAGAAAUGAAGAUGGAGAACACUCUGAAAAAGUUGCAGAAGGAGUGGGCGGAAGUGGACUUCGGCUUCGAUUCCCACCGCGGAACAGAGGUCAUGUUGAUGAAGAUGGCCGAUGACAAGUUCGAGAUGCUUGAGGAGCACCAGGUCGCCGUUCAGAACAUGUUCUCCUCUCGCUUCUUAGCCACCUUCGAAGAGCAGGUCACCUCAUGGCAGAAGACCCUCGCGAACAUCUCAGAGGUCUCGACCCUGUUGUCAGAGGUGCAGCGCUCCUGGGUCUUCUUGGAGAAUCUCUUCAUUUUCAGUGAUGAGGUGAAGAAAGAGCUGCCUGAGGACGGCACAGAGAGCGACAAGUUCGUGGGCAUUGACAUGGACGUGAAGGAAAUCCUGAUGAACGGAUACCAGAUCAAGUCUGCCAAGGAGUUCUGCAACCAAGGGAACAUCUUUCAGAAGUUGGAGAAGGUCCAGGGGGCACUAGAGAUGUGUCAGAAGGCUUUGAACGACUUCAUGGACAGCAAGAAGCGGGCUUUCCCUCGUUUCUAUUUCAUGUCCUCCAAUGACUUGCUUGACGUGCUGAGUAAUGGUAACCAGCCAGCGAAGGCCCGGCUUCUGCGGGUGUCCGCGCGCAACAGUCUCAUUUGGGAUGGAUCUACUCCUGUGCCCGUGGCCCCUGCCAAGUCGCUCUCGUGGUUGCUCCCCUGCAGUGACAAGAUGGCCUUGAGGAUUGCCAAGCUGCAAGAGAAGCUCCGAAGCUCCGGCUGGAAAAUCGUGACGAGUCCAGUCCAUAUCAUCCAAAGCCUGGGGAACAAGGCGCAAUUCCCAGUCUAUGCAGCGAAGAUUGGCAUGCUGAGCUUUCUUCCUUGCCACUUCUCAUCACCUGAGAUGGCCGCUUAUCCCUGCGUCCUGAAGCCAGCGAAAGGCGAAUAUGGGAAAAACACGUACAUUUGCCACAGCAAAGAGGAAGUGUACCAAGUCUCGCCAGAGUUCUCGACCGCCAAGUGGGUUCUGCAAGAGCUAGACAAAUCCAUUUACAUUUGGCCGAAGGUCACCGAGUUACAUCGACACCUUUGCGAUGUGCCGGUGCAGCACACGGCUGUGAUGGCUCGCUUCUUGGCGGAGUAUGAUGGAAUCGUGAAUUUCAAUUACAAGUUUCCCAAGUUCUUCAUCGCCAUCGACAAUUAUACCUUGGAGUUUCCAGAUGGUGACGGCUGGGUGACGGCCGAUCGAUUGAAGAGUUGGCUAGAAUACGUCCCCUUCCCCGAGCCUUUGCCGCUCUUGGGCAAGGUGGAAUCCUAUCUGGACAAAUGCAUCGAGUGGUUCCAGAAGGCCCUGAAGUUCUUCGCCAAGCAGGACAAGGAGAAGUACUUCACCGAGGGCUGCAUGGACGAUGGCUUCAAGCGAGGCGAAUUCAUUGCCAGCAGCCAAGCAGCGCAAUGUGCAUUGCUGGUGCAGCUCAUCACGUGGGUGAUGCUGGUGGAGAACGAUGCCGCUCCGCCUCUCGAGGAUGGAAAGGAGGACGCUGUCCACGAUGCCUGGCAAGAGAGCCAUCGGCUGCUGCUCAAGCUCAUUGAGCCUGAGAGAUGUUUGAGCGCUUUUCCUUUGCCCAAAGCCGCAAAACAGCCGGAGAUGUUUUGUGGGGGACGGAUGGAGGAGAAGACCAUGACCAACCUCGACAAGCCGACGAGGCAGAAGAUCAUGUGCGCCAUCACGCUGGACGCCCACAAUCGAGAUGUGCAAGAGCGUCUGGUGCAAGAAAAGGUGAGUAGCAAGGAUGCCUUCCAGUGGCAGAGCAUGUUGAAGUGCUACUGGAAAGAGGACGAUGUUGAUGAUGCAUCCAUGGAAAUUGCUGAUGCGAAGUUGCUCUACGGCUACGAGUAUUUGGGCAACGGGCCGCGUUUGGUGGUCACCCCACUGACCGAUCGAAUCUAUGUGACCGCCACGCAGGAGAGGGCAUUGCACUUGUGCAUGGGCUGCGCACCGGCCGGCCCUGCGGGCACUGGAAAGACUGAGAGUACCAAGGAUUUGGCGAACGCCGUGGCCAAGGCGUGCUACGUCAUCAACGCAGCACCAGAGAUGGACUACUUGACCCUGGGCGAUAUCUACAAAGGGCUCUCGGCGAGUGGCUCCUGGGGUUGCUUCGAUGAGUUCAACCGAUUGGUGCCCGAAGUGCUCUCCGUGUGUACCGUCCAGUUCAAGGCGGUGUGUGAUGCCAUCAGGGCCAAGCAGCAGCGCUUCAUGUUGCAGGGUGAUGAGAUCAACCUGAAUCCCCAGGUGGGGUGCUUCAUCACCAUGAACCCCGGUUACUUGGGCCGAUCAGAGCUGCCAGAAGGUCUCAAGGCCCUCUUCCGACCGAUCACUGUGAUGGUGCCCGAUUUCAAGCUCAUCAUGGAGAACAUGUUCAUGGGCGAAGGUUUCACCGAAGCGAAAGCCUUGGGUUUGAAGUUCUCAACGCUCUACGCGUUGAACAAAGACUUGCUGAGCGUCUUGGCCAUGAAUGAGCCGAUGUGGGUCUCGGACUGGGGUAUGCGAGCCAUCAAAUCCGUGUUGGUGGUGGCCGGAGGCUUUAAGCGUGCUGACCCGAGCUUGUCAGAGCAGGCAGUGCUCAUGCGCUCCCUGCGAGACACCAAUGUGGCGAAGAUCGAAGGCGAUGACUUGCGAAUCUUCAUGGCGCUGCUCAAGGAUCUCUUCCCAGGCAUUGAUGUCCCUCGUGCACGAGAUUAUGAGAUGGAGGAAGUUUUGGUGGAUGUAAUGCAGGCGGAUUAUGGCUACACCCACGAUCCUGAUGGCUAUUUGUUGCUGAAGAUCACCCAGCUCAUCGAGUUGCUGGGUAUUCGCCACUGUGUCUUCUUGAUGGGCAAUCCUGGAAGCUUCAAGUCCGCGAUGUGGAAGGUCUUGAAGAACGCCAAGACCCGUCGUGGUGAGAAGACCACCACUGUGGACUUCAGUCCGAAGGCCAUCUCCACCAACGAGCUGUAUGGCUUCGUCAACAUGCAGACACGCGAGUGGAAGGAUGGCAUCAUCUCCAAGGUGAUGCGUGACUUGGGCCAGGUCCCUGACACACAUCCCAAGUGGAUCAUGUUGGAUGGUGACUUGGAUGCCAACUGGAUCGAAUCCAUGAACAGCGUCAUGGACGACAACCGUUUGCUGACUUUGCCAUCCAACGAGCGAAUUCCACUCAAGGUGCACAUGAAGAUGAUCUUCGAGAUCCGGGACCUCAACUAUGCCACCCCGGCGACCGCCACACGCGCGGGCAUCGUGUGUCCGGCCUCCCAGCGUUUCGGAGGUAUGGACGAUACCUUCGGUGUGCAGUGGCGAUCGUAUGUGAAGAGUUGGGUGCAGAAGCAGGAGCAUCCGGACAACAUCAAGGAUCAGCUCUGGAACUUCUUUGAGAAGUGUGGCGCUAGCACCACACAUUGGAUGCUGAAGAACGUGAAAAUCCUGGUGCCCAUGGUGGACAUUUGCCUCAUCAGCGCCUGCUGUAGCUUGUUGGACAACCUUCUGACUCCCGCGACCUAUGACUCCUUGGAGCGCCUCGGUAGCGCCACGGUGGCUCGCGCAGACCAAGACGAGUAUUGGUUCAUGUUCUGCUUUACUGCAGCCUGUGGUCUUUGCUUGGCUGAAGUCGAUGGCGUUGACUAUCGAAAGAACUUCAGAGUCUCACCUGAAGUCAGACGGGGCAAUUGGUGGAAGGGUGAGAUGAAGACUGUGAAGUAUCCUUCGAAGGGCGGCAUCUUCGACUACUAUGUGAAAGAUGCCAAGUUUGAGGAAUGGUCCACGGCAGUGGAGACCUUGGAAUACUCCAGCGAGACGCCCAUGGGCGAGAUCACCGUGCCCACGAAUGAGACGGUGGCCAUGACCUUCCUCAUGAGGGCGCUCAUCGAGCAGCAUCAUCCAGUGAUGCUCAUUGGACUGGCCGGAUGUGGCAAGACGCAGAGUUGUCUCGGUUUGCUGAAAUCCUUGCCGCCAGAUGUCUUCACCUUCUAUGCCAUGAACAUGAGCUACUACACGGACUCGACUCUUCUUCAGACGAUGAUGGAGAAUCCACUGGAGAAGAAGGCGGGAAAGCUUUAUGCUCCGCCUGGAAAGCUGCAGCUGAUCUAUUUUGUUGAUGACUUGAACAUGCCUGCCCUGGACAAGUACAAUACACAAUCUGCGAUUGAGCUCAUGAAGCAGAAGCAAGACUAUGGUCAUUGGUAUGACCGGCAGAAGAUUUUGAUCAAGGACAUCGGCAACACUCAGUACCUCUGCUGUAUGAAUCCCACUGCGGGGUCUUUCAUCGUGAACCAACGCUUGCAGCGUCACUUCUGGACUUGCGCGGUUCCGUUCCCCGAGCAGCGCCGCGGCUUCCGAGGCGGUGAGACGGAGUGGGGCUCGGCGCGGUCGGCGCUGCUGACGAUCUAUUCGACCUUCAUGAAGGGUCACUUCGAGCGCUUGCCCUUCAAGGGACCUGUCCAGGAGCAAGUCUCAGGUAUCAUCAAGGCAGCCCUAAGUCUUCACUCCAUGGUGGUCAGCAGCUUCCGAAAGACGGCCAGCAACUUCCAUUACGAGUUCAACAUCCGCCACAUGAGUGGCGUCUUCAGCGGCUUGCUGCAAGCGAAGCCUGGGGAGUUCGCGGACGCCGAGAAGGUGGUUCUGCUGUGGAUCCACGAGAGUGAAAGAAUCUAUGGCGAUCGAUUGGUGAGCCCGACAGACCUGAAAAAGUACCGUGCUUUGGCGGCGGACUUGAGCAAGAAGAUGUUUGGAGCCUUGGGUGUUGGAAAGUUCAACUUUGCCAAGUACUUCCAGGAGAAGAAUCCGGAACCAUUGGUCUUUGCCCCAUUCUCCAAGGGCAUCCAAGAAAUGGAUGGUGGAGGCUUUUACGACAAGAUCCCCAGCACCGAGCGCCUUUCAGCCCUUCUGGGCGAAGCCUUGCGCGAGUACAACGAGAACAACGCUGCAAUGGACUUGGUGCUCUUCAAUGACGCCAUGUGCCAUGUGGGAAAGAUUUGCCGCAUCAUCACCAGUACACCGGGACAUCCUUUGCUGGUGGGUGUGGGUGGCAGCGGCCGACAGAGCUUGUCGCGGCUCUCCUCAUAUACCUGCCUCUACUCCACGACGAUGAUCGUCAUCAGUGGCAAUUACGGCAUGAAUGACCUGAAGGGUGACUUGCAGGCCAUGUACAUGAGGGCUGGCGUGAAGGAUGAAGGCGUCUUGUUCCUCUUCACAGAUGGACAGAUCACCAACGAGAAGUUCUUGGUCUUCAUCAACGAUCUCUUGGCCUCAGGUGAUAUUGCCGACCUCUACGCCUCCGAUGAGAAGGACGCGAUCCGCAAUGGCGUGCGCAGCGGAUGCAAGGGUGCCGGCAUUCAGGAUACCCCUGAGAAUCUUUGGAGCUUCUUCAUUUCUCGCAUUCGCAAGAACCUCCACAUGUCCCUUUGCUUCUCCCCGGUGGGUGACGCCAUGCGGAACCGUGCGAGGAAGUUCCCAGCGCUGGUGAAUUGUACCGUCAUCGAUUGGUUCCAGCCGUGGCCCAUGGAUGCUUUGUACAACGUGGGCGCCAAGUUCUUGGAACCCAUCGAGCAGUUGGGACCCCAGGACAGUCCCGUGCGAAAUGGCAUCAUGGACUUCUUGCCCUUCAGCUUCGAAGCUGCAGGACAAGUGGCACAGAAUUUCAUGACGGUGCAGAGGCGCUUUGCCUACACGACACCAAAGAGUUUCCUAGAGCUCAUCAAGCUGUACACCAGCAUGGUGGGCCAGAAGGUCGAUGCACUGGAGGACCAGAAGGAUCGCCUCACCAGCGGACUGGAGAAGCUUCGUGCGACCUCCGAGCAGGUGGCCGGUCUGGAAGAAGAGCUGAAGGAGAAGGCCGUGGUGGUCGCCGAGAAGGCCGCCGCGGCGGAUGUCUUCGCCACAGAGGUCGGCGAAAAGAAGGCCACGGUGCAGGAGGAAAGCGCCAAGGCGGCCGUUGAAGCCGAAAAGUGCGCGAAGAUUGCCAAGGAUGUCUCCAUUCAGCAGGCAGAUUGUGAGAAGGAUUUGGCCGCAGCCAUCCCUCUGGUGGAGCAAGCCGAGAAAGCCCUGGAUGUGCUGGACAAGAAGGACUUCCAAGAGUUGAAGGCCUUGGCGAAGCCACCAGGUGGAGUGGACUUGGUCUUGGAGGCUGCCAUGCACCUGCAGGCAGGCUAUGAUGAGAACAUCGAGCUGGACAAGAAGGGGGGCGUCAAGGAUGGCAGCUGGAAGGGCGCUCAGAAGAUGAUGAACAACCCUGAGAAGUUCCUGCAGAACUUGAAGGGUUUCAAGAGCUUCAUUGACGACGGAAAGGUGCCCCAGGCGAACGUGGAGAAAGCCCGAAAGAUCCAGACUGCCAUGGGUGACGACUUUAGCCAAGCAGGCAUGUCCAAGAAGUCCUCCGCGGCCGCCGGUCUUUGUGUGUGGAUCAUCAACAUCAUCAUGUACUACGACGUGGUGGUGCAGGUGGAACCCAAGCGAAAUGCCUUGCGCGAAGCCACAGAGACCCUGAACGCGGCCAACACCAAGCUAGCCGAAGUGAAGGAAUUGGUCCAGACGCUCGAGACGAACUUGGCCGCCUUGAUGAAGGAGUUUGACAAGGCCAUGGCAGAGAAGAAUGCCUUGAUGGCAGAUGCGGAGAAAUGCCAGAACAAGCUGAACAUGGCCCAGCGCUUGGUGGGUGCGUUGGCUGCCAAUGGCGUGAUUUGGGAGCAGACCGUGGAGAAUGCCGGCCAGGAACUGGUCUACAUCCCUGGAGAUACCCUCGUGGCGUGUUCCUUCGCAUCCUAUGUGGGCGUCUUCACGCGACAGUAUCGUGAGGAGACGGUGGACGCCUUUGUUCAAUAUCUCACCAAGAAGGGCGCUCAAGUUGCUGGAUGUCCCAGUUCCAUUGCUGCAGGACCCAAGCCCGACCCAUUGGCGGUGUUGGCCACCGAUGCGGAGAUGGCCUCAUGGGCAGGUCAGGGCUUGCCCUCGGACCGUGUGAGCUGUGAAAACGGCGCCAUUUUGUGCAACUCACAACGCUGGGGCUUGAUCAUCGACCCUCAGCUACAGGGCAUUGCUGCUUGGUCAGCAGAGCCCCAGUUCGUGCACCCAAACGCGAUGGACAAACGCGGUCAGACGUUGGGGCUCUGUCAUGGGGCCCCCAUUGGGCUGGUGGAAUUGCGGCCCUAUGCGUCGAACCG
Durusdinium trenchii is the source of this 8315-nucleotide messenger RNA. The record is from the annotation of a GenBank genome assembly. NCBI's taxonomy places the organism in Eukaryota, Dinophyceae, Suessiales, Symbiodiniaceae.